CUGUGCCCGUUUCAGCGCAUUGAGGAGUUUCUUGACUCAACGACAAACAAGGCAAAGAUCAUGGCGCUCACAUCUCAACCGGUUGCAUUUGGACCCAAAAACUUUCACACGGAGUUAACAAGCUGCUGUGAUGACAUGGGCAUAUGUUGUUGUGGCUUGUUCCUUCUCCCUUGUUUGGGCUGUUCCAUCGCCAGCGACAUGAAUGAGUGCUGCUUAUGCGGUUUAGGCUGGCCAAUGCGAAGUGUAUACAGAACUAAAUACAACAUACCAGGAUCCAUGUUUAAUGACUUUUGUGUCAGUAUCUUCUGCAAACCUUGUGUAGCCUGUCAAUUGAAGAGAGACAUUAACAUUAGGAAGCGUAAUGGAGAAUUCUGAGCAAACUUUGUCUUACAAGGAACAUAAGCCCUGAACUGCAUCUACAACACUAUCAUCUAGUUCUUAAUGGACUAUCAUAUGUUCUUUUUAUAAAUUAGAAUUACUGCAGUGUAUAUUCUUAGUCCAGUUACAUCCACAUGAAUUUUCUUGGUAGUCAGUAAAUUAUAAGAAAGAGCAAUACAUUGCAAUACAUUAGCUGACAAUAUCUGUAAAUGCCUUAGUAAAGUUACUCAAGAGAUUUCAUAAAUCCCUUCAAUGUAACAAAUUAAAAACAGAAAUAAAGAGAAGUAUAGCCUCUUGUCUUUUUUUAAGAGAUAGGAUGACCUCCAUGUUUCUCCAUGCUAGGAAAACUUUAGUAUUAUGUAUUACAGUAAGUAUGUCAGUUUUUGUUUUUUUUGUUUUCAUGCCUCUUAUUUUGUAGUUUAACCAUGGAUAUGUUUCCUGGUUUAUAAUGUGGUUCUUACGCCCUCAUGUAUCUUGCCAUGUGCUCCCUUAGGUGUAUUGGACUUAAAGCGGCGCUGCACAAACCGAUCAGUGUAUGACAUCAAAGGCAACAAUUCGAAAGCAUAAAGAGCCAUUUGCUCUCUAAAGCUCUCACAGUACUUUGCUGUCAUACAACGAUCUGUCUGCACAGCGCUGCUUCAAGUCGAACACAACUAAUGUGUAAUGCUGUGAUUGGUUGUUUUAGUCAUGUGUCUUGUUUAUCAUUGGUUGGAUUGUGCCAUGUGACUCAUUUUGCUUGAUAUAUAAAGUCUUCGUGUUA
This is a messenger RNA of Labeo rohita (rohu), 1138 nucleotides long. It is a transcript of the gene plac8.2, whose product is annotated as placenta associated 8, tandem duplicate 2. The transcript is spliced from 4 exons. Lineage: Eukaryota; Metazoa; Chordata; Actinopteri; Cypriniformes; Cyprinidae. Gene Ontology annotation, biological process: positive regulation of transcription by RNA polymerase II. The record is from RefSeq and is a predicted model, not a curated record. Bases 61 to 375 code for a protein of 104 amino acids.